UUGAAAUUAAUUUUAUGAUCUAUUUUUAGGAUGGUUUCCUUGAAGGUGGACAACCUGACCUACCGAACCAAUGACAGGGACCUGGAGUACCUGUUCGAGAAGUACGGGAAGGUCGGGGACAUCUAUAUACCCAAGGACAAGAACACCAGGGAGAGCAGGGGGUUCGCCUUCGUCAGGUUUCUAGACCAGCGUGACGCAGAAGACGCAAUGGACGCCCUGGAUGGCCGAAUGUAUGACGGCCGCGACCUCAGGAUUCAAAUGGCGAAAUACGGUCGACCUGAGCAGAACAGACAUAGUCGUGGAGGUCGUGGACGAUCUCGCAGUCGUUCCAGGGAUCGUCGUCGCCGAUCCCGCUCUCGAUCCCGCCGUCGGUCUAGGUCCAGGUCCGGCCGCCGAUCUAGUCCCAAGCGGCGAGAUUCAAGAUCAAGCUCUGAAGUUAAAUCUCCAAGAAGAGAUAAAUCAAGAUCAGUAUCUCAGUCAAGAUCUAAGUCUAGAUCCAAAUCAGCAUCACGAUCACGAUCACGAUCACGAUCAAGAUCAUAAAAUUAUUGCGGGAUCAUAUGUCAGGAUUUACAAGAAAUAUGAUAAUCGUUCAGAA
Messenger RNA from Eurytemora carolleeae, 598 nucleotides. RefSeq names its product serine/arginine-rich splicing factor 2 (gene SC35). The record is from RefSeq and is a predicted model, not a curated record. Lineage: Eukaryota; Metazoa; Arthropoda; Copepoda; Calanoida; Temoridae. The transcript is spliced from 2 exons. Bases 31 to 543 code for a protein of 170 amino acids. Gene Ontology annotation, molecular function: RNA binding.